Ectocarpus sp. CCAP 1310/34 is the source of this 1262-nucleotide messenger RNA. The record is from the annotation of a GenBank genome assembly. Lineage: Eukaryota; Phaeophyceae; Ectocarpales; Ectocarpaceae.
AUGGAAUGGAUGCGGAGCGCUGUUUUCGGCGAGGACACCCCAUCACCUGACAGGGUUAUUACGAGGCUGUUACGGCGGGCGGCGAGGAGAAAGAGGACAGCGAUGAUGCAGGAACACAUCGCGAGAUGCAUCCAGGGCGCAAAAGAUGACGACCCCUCCGUACAAAAUCUUAGGGUUUACGUGCGGAGCCAAUUCGCGAGCUGUCUUCGCGGAGACCUAGACGGCGUCAAGAAAAAGGUGUGGGAGAGGGUGGACCCCCUCUUCUUCGAGGGACGUAGAUGCUGACUCGGCCCGCUUUGCAAGAAGGUCAAAGAUCUUCCCCCGACCACGCGCUUGAUUACCGACGCUUGGAACGGCCACGUUGACGAAGUCGCCGCCUUAGAAUACCGCAAGGCUGAUACUAAGGCGGCGACUGCGUUCACCUUGACCCGCUUUGCUGGCUGGGAGGGUAGACUCCGGGCGUGGAUAAGUCAGCCGGAAGUGUUGGAGGCAGGGUUGCGAAACCACCAGGAAGAGAAGGCGUUGCACUACGUAUCCUGCAUCAUCAAUCACGUGGAGGAGUUGUACAAGGUGUACGUGAAAGAGCGCAAGGAUUCCGUGGCCGUGGAGCUCUCUUACCCGAGUGAAAGGUAUCAGAUCACAAAACCGCGCGGGCAAGUCCUGUACUACAUUGCCGGGUGGGCGGCCAGCAAUGCUUGGGCGCAUCAAAGAAGACACAACCUUUCCCAGGAUUGGGUACGUGUCGUCCAACACAACACUCGCCGGUCCAGUGGGGAGGCGAUAUGUACUGAUUCUUUGCUGAGAGAUUUCGUAGCAAAAGUCGAUUCGAAGAACGAUAUGAAGAACGGUCCGGGACUUCUUUACCCUACGAUGGAGUGGGUAGAGUUCGUGUAUGCUGUGGAGAGGGGCAUAUUCCAUUUUUUGAAAAACCCCAUCUUCCUUGCUGCUUGCGUCGGAGACUUGCCAGCCGAGAUUGUCAAAGUAGUAAGCGAGGCGGAGGUUCUCAAGGAAGUGUGGGGAAACUGCUGCCCCCUGGUCCUCCUGCCAUCGAUCCUAGUGUAUCUCAGGAGAUGUUUCUUUUCGUUGUCGGGAAAAUCCUCAACGUGCGAAUGGGUGACUUCGCGAAGAGUGUAAGGGAGAAUACUUCCCUCAAGUUCUCGAAGACCGCGCCUGCUUUGCGGCAACAGCUGAACGCGCGUGUCGGGCCUAAUGGAGGGGCGGGGGCCGGUAGUGGCGAAGCAACGGGGGUUGCACAGGGGGGC